Molecule: messenger RNA, 680 nt
Organism: Rhopilema esculentum
Lineage: Eukaryota; Metazoa; Cnidaria; Scyphozoa; Rhizostomeae; Rhizostomatidae
Product: mediator of RNA polymerase II transcription subunit 29
Biological process (GO): regulation of transcription by RNA polymerase II
Cellular component (GO): mediator complex
Molecular function (GO): transcription coregulator activity; transcription factor binding
Source: RefSeq, a predicted model, not a curated record
AGUACUAGCGCCUUCUAUAUCAUUGAUGUCUACGGAUUUGAAUGAGAACGAGGCAUGCCAAUUCUGAAAGAAAACAAUAUGGCGGUGAAUCAACCUCUGACGUUGGAUCAAGAUCCAAUGGUUAAAGUUGCCGCACUCAUUCCCAUUCUUAAAGAGUCUGUACGGAAUGUUGUGCGGCAUGCAGUCUACAUCCUGCAUAAUACAUCACCUGACGCCACAAGGAAGAAUGAGUUACCAAGCCAGAUCCAGGGUUUUUUCAAAAUUGUUGAAGAUUUCCACAAUAUUUGUGAUCAAGUCCAAAUUUGGCUUAAACUCGCCCUUGCUUCUGCAGACCUAACAAAGUUGGCCACACAGUUUUCACCAGAGGUUGUUGGGGGGAUCUCAGCUCCUCAAGAUCCAAAUCAAAAAAUAAUCAGUUACUCUGACUUCCUGUUAACAGCAAAGAAGCAAAUUGCCUCAGCCAAAAGACUAGAACUUUUGCUAACAAAGCAUACAGAUCAAAUGUCAAAAGUCUUUGGAAACUUUAACAGCCAAAGCAUUGGAUGAAAUAUUACAAUUAGCGGUUUUGUAAUAUUUUCCACUGUAUAUGUAUAGAGGAAGUUCUUGUUAUUGAUACCACUAGCUCUGUAUUAUUAUAAUCAAUUUUCUCUUUGGAUGUAAAUACACAUGUUGAAGUUUAA